This is a messenger RNA of Hemiscyllium ocellatum (epaulette shark), 3575 nucleotides long. RefSeq names its product progestin and adipoQ receptor family member IIIa (gene paqr3a). The transcript is spliced from 7 exons. The coding region runs from base 589 to 1521 and encodes 310 amino acids. Gene Ontology annotation, molecular function: signaling receptor activity. Gene Ontology annotation, cellular component: membrane. The record is from RefSeq and is a predicted model, not a curated record. Lineage: Eukaryota; Metazoa; Chordata; Chondrichthyes; Orectolobiformes; Hemiscylliidae.
GAUAAGAUGGCUGGGUGUCUGAUCCAGUGGGACACCUCCCCCGCGGUCAGGUCAGGUCUGAUCUGAUGUGAUCCCCUCCCCUCCCUCCCGGAGUCUGACACAGUCUGACAUCACCCGCCACCCGCUGAUCCAGUGUGACCCCGGCACGAGGGUAACCGUUGAGCCGGAAGUGCCCGCACGGAUUCCAUCCGGUUCAAGGCCUGAGCCUCGGGCUCGAGAGAACAGAGUCGGCAGGGUCGGCCCUCACUCUCCCUCCCGGUCCUCAUUGUCCCCACACCCCGGCUCCACUCACUCUCCCUCCCUAUCGGCCCGAGUGCCGGCGGUGAAAUGCCAGCUGGAAGUGUCCCCGUGUACAGACGGGCAGGUGACAGCACGCACUGGUUAAUGUAGGGGCGGGUGUGGGACUGUCCCUGCGGCGGACCUCUCACUGACACCGUUAACUCCCUCAGAGAAGUUACCGCGGGACUUUGUUAAACCAAACAAUUCAUUGACAAUGGGCUGUUUUGGAACAGUUCUAUAGUCACUUGAUGGAGCGUUUCUUGAUGGAACAUUCACUUUAUUGAACUAAUUUUCAUAGGCAUAAGCAUCAUGCCUCAGAAGUUGCUUAAAAGUGCCCACUAUAUUGAACUAGGAAACUACCAUUAUUGGCCUGUUCUUGUACCACGAGACAUCCGCCUGUACACUUACGAACAAAUUCCAUCCUUCCUUAAGGAUAAUCCUUACAUUACAGAUGGAUAUAGAGCUUAUCUACCUUCAAAAUUAUGCUUGAAAAGUCUUUUCAUCCUUUCUAACGAGACGGUGAAUAUCUGGAGUCAUCUACUUGGAUUUUUCCUGUUUUUCAGUCUUGGCAUUUAUGACAUGACCACUGUACUUCCUGCGGCAAGUGCCUCUAGGGAUGAUUAUGUUAUAUAUUCCAUAUGUCUCUUCUGCUUCCAGGUUUGUAUGCUGUGCUCAGUGGGCUAUCAUCUAUUCUGCUGCCAUCGCUCGGAGAAAGCAAAUAGACGCUGGAUGGCUCUUGAUUAUGCUGGUAUUGCCAUUGGGAUUUUGGGCUGCUAUGUCCCUGCAGUAUUCUAUGCCUUUUACUGCAAUGAAUAUUGGCGACAGGUGUACUUAAUAAUGGUGCUGGCUAUGAUACUGGCAGUAUUCUUUGCACAAAUCCAUCCAUAUUACCUCACUAAGCAGUGGUACAGCCUACGUGCGCUCAUCUUUUGCUGUGUCUCUGUGUAUGGGUUUAUCCCAACAAUACACUGGAUCUGGCAGAAUGGAGGGAUGAACACACCAAUUGUUCAGGCAUUUGUUCCACGUGUAUUUGUGAUGUAUUUGAUGGGUGCAGUAGCUAUUUUACUCUACAUUACGAAAAUUCCAGAAAGAUAUUUUCCAGGUCAGCUCAACUACCUCGGUUCUAGUCAUCAGUGCUGGCAUAUCCUUGUUGUAUUGAUGUUUUAUUGGUGGCACCAAACUGGAGUCUAUAUCAUGCAGUACAGGCACAACCAACCCUGUUUAGAACUAAUGAGUACAUAACUGCAACAUCGGUGUCUUGUGAUUCGGUGAACAACUUCCUUAAAAGUGCCUGUUAAGAAUCUGCAGAGAUACACAAACAGAAAAUGGGAAGGGAUGUGUUAAAAUUCUGUCAACCUAAAUGUACAGAGACCUCUUCCAGUUUUCAAAAAUCUGUUACUUUAAAGAAGUCUUAACAUCCUACAGAUAUUUUUCAAUAGCUUGAUAUCUGUGGCAUUUCUAUAAAUGAACUUACACCUUAAGGUGUAGUUGUCAUUCUUCAAACAAUUUUCCUACCUUAUUACAGAAAUGGAAAAUCUGUAUACACCAAUGCAAUGGAUCUCAUUCAAGAACCUGCAAAGUGCAGGUGCUAAACUGGGCUAAAAUUUCCAAUUGCUAGUUGCAGUGACAAUGUAUGCAGAUUCAUUUGCCCCUUGCCUGUUUAAUGUAAGCGAGUGAAUGGUGUUUUAAUCUCAGAAUACUGCUUGACUGCAUUGAAUAUCCCUGAAUGGAAGUGGUUUGAGGCUGCCUCCCGGGGUACCUCACCCCUGUUUACACUGGAUAAAUAUCAACUCAAAACAAGUGAUCUCAUUAAGACUGUACUACACUUUUGUAUUAAUGUACAUUUGAAGCUGCUUUUCAUUAGGUAAAAAUGUAGAAUAUUGUGUGCUAUCUUCUUUCAAAUGUAUUUAAACUGGAGGUUGUUUAAGUCUUGUUCCCUCAAAGCUAGGAGACACAGGAGAAGGCUACAGGAUAUGGGAAAAAUGAAACAUUAAAAAAAGCCCUUGUAUUCUGGAAUAAAUAUAUAUAUCCUGAAACAAAAUGAGGGAAAGAAUUGCUAACUACUUAAUUUCCAUCUCCAAGAUGAUUCCUGUAUAUGAGAACAAUGUAAACAAAAUUGGGACGUCAUUUAAUCUUCAUAGGAACAGACAUCUAAAAUGUUUGCAUUUAGAAAUAAGCAUGAUGGAAAGAAUUUCAUUAUUAAAAGAUAAAAUUGCUUGAUCAAGUCUUGCAGAUGACUAAGGUUAUUAGGAAAUAGUCUAUUCAUAACCAAAGUUUUAUGCCAUAUUUCACCUUCUACCACAUACCAUCUUUCAGUCAAGUAGUUAGACAGGUAGUUUGCAAUGCAGAGUAAUGCCAACAGUGGGUUUAAUUCUCACCUGGCUGAAGUUACCAUGAAAAAUUCUUCUCAAUCUCCCCUUGCCUGGAGCGUGCUAACCCUCUGGUUGAACCACUAGUUUUCUGAGAGCAGCCCUAUGGUAACUUGAUCUUCCACAUUUCAAAUAUCAUGGUGGAAGUGAUGCUAAUUUUAGAUACCAAAUGUAUAAUUUUAGUACUGGAUUUUUUUUCCCCCUUCAGUUAUGUUUAGUAUGUUCUAACUGCUUGGCUGGCUAGUUGACUGGAGAAGUAUAAUUGGAGUUGACCAUUUACCUGAACCUUCAGGACAACUGUCCAAUAAGUAGGAGAAUUGAAAUUUAUAGUCUGAUAAAUCUAGAGGAAAACAGUCUUCUACUUCUGCUGGACCUCCUCAGACAGCUGGAUUAUCUUGGAACCUUGUUGUUUUUUAUUGAAUUAGCCAGCCAGUGCAUUAGAACAGACUAGUCAUGAAAGGCAAUAAACCUCAAAAGGAAAAACUUAGACUCUUCAGGUAACACUAUAAUGACGUAGAAAUUUAUGCUGAGAACAGCAUUGACUAUUAAAGGGUAAAUUAUACAAUCUAUGCAUCUAUCCCAGAACUUCACACAGUACAUUACUAGUUUACACAAAUGUUAAACAAAAAGGGCAAAGUGCAAUUUAAAAGUUGUGUUAUAUGCAUUGAAACUGUAUCUACCGGAAAGUAGAACUAGUAUGGUUAGAAAAUGGUGGUAUAUUGGGAGUUGUAAAAGUCAUUUUUAAAACUUGCUCUUAAGUAUCUGAAUCACAUGACUUGCUUGUCUUUUAAGAUAUGCAUUUUACUCAUCUGGAAAAUUUGUGCAUAUCCUGGAAUUGGAUGUCUAUUUUGAAGGGUGACAUGCAAGAAAAGAUGUCUUCUGCUUGACAAAUUAUUGGAAGCUAAGUUAGUUCUCCACAGAGGAGAA